CCGUUUCCGUUCCAGGCCUGACUUGCGUCACUGCCGCUCUCUUUAUGAUUAAGAAAGCCGCGUUCCUCCCGCCCAGCGCCCCCUGCCGGUUGCAGCGCGGAAGAGGGGGUCCUUGAGCGCAGUUGCCGUGGCAACGCCGGGGGGCCGGCGGGCAUGGGGGCGCCCGGUUGGGGAAGCUGGCUGGGCCGGCCCUGAGCAACAGCCCCCGAGGGCCUUUCUGUCCAAGUGGGACCGGCUCCUCCCUUGGAGACGUCAGCUGGGCGGCCGGCUCCUCCAGUGGGAAUCCUGCGAUGGCAAGAAGCUGGCUUCCAAGAAUGGUGGACCAGGACCGAGCGAUGAGCUUGAAAUUCUGGUUCCUCUUCCUGCUGUAUUUCGUGCAAGGAAUCCCCUACGGGCUGCAGUCGGGACUCCUGCCCAUCUACUUCCGGACGGUGGGCCUCUCCUUCACCAAGAUCAGCCUGACCAAGCUGCUUUACCUGCCGUGGUUCCUCAAGGUCUUCUGGGCGCCCUUCGUGGACUGGUAUUUCUCCAAGAAGGCCUGGCUCAUCUUCACCAUGUCCGGCCUGGCCCUCACCUGCCUGGCUUGCUCCUUCCUGACCCCGGAGGUGGAUUUCCUCGGAGUGGCCGUCGCCCUGCUGUUCAUGAACCUCUUCGCUUCCCUCCAGGACGUGGCGACCGACGGGAUCGCCAUCCAGAUGCUGGGGCGCGAGGAGCUGGGCUUUGGGAAUAGCAUCCAGGUGGUGGCCUAUAAACUGGGCUCUGUCCUGGCCGGAGGAGGCCUGCUGACUUUCCUCCAUCACCUGGGCUGGGGACCCCUCUUCGUCUACCUGGCUCUCGUAUACGUUGCGGCCAGCUGGUUCACCUCCACCUUUCCCCUGAGGCCCUCUCCUCGAGGCAGCCAGGCCGAGGAUAGCAACCUAAACCUUCUGGGGUUCUUCCAUGAGCUUCUCCUUGUGCCCGACACGCUGUGGACCGCCGGCUUAGUCCUCAUCUACAAGUUGGGUGAGCAGGGGUCGCUCUCCAUGUUCCCCCUCUUCCUCCUGGACCACAGCUUCUCCCCCCAGAAGCUGGGCUUCUGGAAUGGGAUUGUGGCCACCGCCUUCUCCAUUGUAGGAUCUUCCCUGGGGGGCCAGCUGAUGUCAAACGGCAGGAAUUGGGACUCUCUGCAGAGAUUGCUGGUCCUUCGCUUCUGCAACCUCCUCUUCCAGACCUGGGUGAUGGUCACCUACACUGACCACGCGGCGGCCUUUGAAGUGGCGGCGGUGCUGAGCAUGUGCAUCCAGCACUUCAUUGGGGGCCUGAUCACCACGCUGGUCUUCAGCAAGAUGAUGCUGUGCACCCAGAAGGCCCCCGAGAGCAUCCAGGCCACUCACUACAGCCUCCUGGCCGCUAUCGAGGUCCUCGGGAAAGUGGCCUUCAGCACCGUGUCAGGUAGCCUGGUGGAUUGGCUGGGCUUCCCCCACACCUUCGGCGUCUUCCUGGCCCUCUCCUUCGGCUCCGUGCUCUACACGGUGUAAGCCAGGAUGGGCAGAGGCUGUUCCGGUGCCACUGGCCAGAGAGAGAGAAGCACCUGAAAGAGAAGCCCACGGAAGCCACGGAGGUCUCAUUAAAACAACCGCCUCCCACAACUGCUUCCUGGCCAGUCCUCUCUGGUGAUGGGUGGGGAGUGGGCCUGUCGGGUGGGGAAAGAGAGGUUGCUGUGCAGAGUUCGAGUAGUUCUCCUUUAGGCUUCCAACUCCCAGAAUUCCUGAGCCAGCAAUAAUAAUAAUAAU
This is a messenger RNA of Thamnophis elegans (Western terrestrial garter snake), 1772 nucleotides long. RefSeq names its product major facilitator superfamily domain containing 3 (gene SLC33A2). The transcript has 7 exons. Lineage: Eukaryota; Metazoa; Chordata; Lepidosauria; Squamata; Natricidae. Gene Ontology annotation, cellular component: membrane. Bases 291 to 1517 code for a protein of 408 amino acids. The record is from RefSeq and is a predicted model, not a curated record. Gene Ontology annotation, molecular function: transmembrane transporter activity. Gene Ontology annotation, biological process: transmembrane transport.